This is a messenger RNA of Bactrocera oleae (olive fruit fly), 3400 nucleotides long. RefSeq names its product P protein. Gene Ontology annotation, cellular component: membrane. NCBI's taxonomy places the organism in Eukaryota, Metazoa, Arthropoda, Insecta, Diptera, Tephritidae. Gene Ontology annotation, biological process: transmembrane transport. The record is from RefSeq and is a predicted model, not a curated record.
AAAAUCAUACAGCCUUAAGUUUCUCCUGAACCACAAAUUAUAUUCUCAAAACUAUAUUUUUGCUCUUUGUUUCGAUUCGCUCAUCUCUUUGAAGGUCGAUGUGGACAUACACUAACUGAACGAAGUCGCGUCUGGGCAUUUCAUGCAGUUCUCUAAACUAGAGCAACUAACGUUAACUAAAUUUCAAGAGUAUUAAUCUAAACUUAUCACUUUCUUUCUGCAAAAAAACUUCGAAAUUUUAACAAUAUUUUGAGCAUCUUAUCUACUCUGGAUAUAACUGUCCCCAAUUACAAUUGUAAAAAAAAAAUAGUUUUGCCGUAAAUAAUUUGUGAGCUGGCGGCAAAUCAUAUUAGCAACAAACUAGCAUGGCUGACGGCAAUAAUCAGAAUUCAGACACAAAUCAACCCAAACCAGCGGGUAACCAAGAAACAACUGACGAAGUUGUUAAUAUGGCUGACGACAAUAAUCAGAAUCCAGAGAACAAUCAAAACCCAGAGAAUAAUCAAAAUCCCGCAACAAGUCAAACCCAACCAACAGAAAUACCAAAAGUAAUUGAGGAAAUUGUUGGAACGCAACCCAUGAAAGUGACACCAGCACCAUCAGAUGAGUGGAUUACCAUUGAAACAACAGAUAACAAAGACGAGCAACCACUAGCGCGUUCGAUCAAAACAGCGCUGCCUGAGAAGCCGCCUGAUCACGAAAUAAUCGAAGUAGAUGGUGAACGAUCAAGGCUGCCGACGCCAGUGCCUUCCAAGGAACGUAUUUCUCCAAUACAACUACUGUCUGCAGAAAAUAUGCUGCAGCCGGACGAUGUGGAAGCGCCGACAGCGACUCGAGCAGAUAGUGUAAACUCGAAGAGAUCUGUGAGUCUACCGUCAACCCAUAGUAAUGUGGAUAACCUGAUUGAGGAGGAUAUUAAUUUGACGCCAGCACAACAGGCGGUUUUGCGAAACUUCGAAACGAUGAUGAAGCGAUCCGAACAACAACAAGAGCAACCAGAAUUACAUAUUGAAGAUAUUAUACAAGUGAAACGUUCUUGGCUAAAACCAAUUGGACUCUGUUUUCUUUGGUUGAUCUUCACUUUACAAUUUAUUAUUUACAGAGAUUUACCGAGUAAUCCCAGAUUAGUUUCACUACAUCCGGGCGAAAGGAUAGUAAUUAACGUGCCCGAUGUAACGGACACGGCAAUAUCAAUGUCCAUUAAGGGACCCUUCCUCGAAGAUGGUGAAUUGAUAUAUGAGGGUAGGGAAAGCGAAGCGAAUUUCGUGUUUAUACAAGCGGUGCGUACAUUUUACGAUGAGAAUAUGACAGAGAUUAUAACGGUGAAUAUUGCUGAUUUGUGGAGCGAAUAUUUGGAUACAAGCAACGAAAUUGACAUAAUCAAACCCAGCGAACGUCUAGCCUUGCUAAGUUUAUGGAAAAAUAUCUCCAAGGAUAAUUAUACACGCAUGUUUUUAAAUGCCUACACCGAUAUCAAUGAAACUGUAACGAUAAAGUAUAAUUACGACUCGCUACCGGUGCCUACAGAGAAGGGUCUACUUUUUGCGCUACUCGUACUCGUACUCCUAUACGGGCUCUUCAUAUUCGAAAUAACCAAUCCGACAUUGUCAUCGUUAAUUUGUUCAACGUUCGCUUUGGCCAUACUCUCCAUAUUGAAUCCGAAGCCAAGCUUCGAUACCAUACUCGAAUGGAUCGAUAUGCCGAUGUUGGCAUUGCUCUUCAGCAUGAUGAUCAUUGUAGCGAUCAUAUCCGAUGCCGGCAUGUUCGAUUUUAUUGCCGUUUACGCCUUUCAAAUAUCGAAGGGUAGCGUUUAUCGUUUGAUCAUGAAUUUAUGCUUCUUCAUUAGUUUGGUGUCGGCAUUUCUCAAUAACAGCACAACAAUGCUACUCUCUUCGCCGAUUACGAUUAAGUUGUGUGAAGUCGCCGGCAUGAAUCCAGUUUCGGUGCUCAUCUAUUUGAUGAUAUGCGCUAAUGUUGGCGCCGCUUUUACACCACUCGGCAGUCCGCCUAAUAUUAUUAUCACAACCAAUGACUUUUUGCAAGAUCACGGCAUCACUUUCGGCAUAUUCGUGCUGAAUAUGGCACCCUGCACGUUUCUGGUGUUGCUGCAGACAUAUUUCCAAUUGCGUUUCUAUACGAAACAUUCCAAACUACUCGAUUAUCAUGAAUCGCAAACCAUACAACAAGAGUUAAUCAAUCGUGGCAUAAAGCGUUGGGAACGCGCCUCAUCAGCGAUCGGUAGUUUCUUAGCCGACGAUCGGAAGGUACGUAAUGUUAUUAUACGUGCAGUCGACAAAAUGCGCCCGGCUGGAAAGGGCAACUAUAAAAACCCCAAGCCUGAAACACACCAUUACGAGCACACACUGGCCGAGUUGAAGAAGCAUCACGGCGUUGUCGAUAGAGACUUGUUGAUUAAAUGCGCCACGGUCUUGAUAUUUAUAGUGUCGAUUUUCAUGUUGCGUUCAUUUGAGUUCUUCAAUGUUAUCGGUUUCUCUUGGACGGCGCUGCUCGGCGCCAUACUGUUGCUCAUCUUGGCCGACAUCAAUGAUUACGAGGGUCUUUUGUGUCGCAUCGAAUGGUCAACAUUAAUGUUUCUGUCGUCGUUUUUCGUUUUGAUCGAAGUACUGUCGCAUUUGGGCUUCGAAGAUCUGAUCGGUGAAAUAAUUAUCAAAGUAAUCGAGAGUACGCCACACGAUUAUCAGCUAUUGGUGACGCUAUUGCUGAUAUUAUGGGUUACCGCUUUUGCUUCGUGUUUUCUCAACAAUAAUCCGGUUACGCAGAUGAUGGUGCGCAUUGUCGUGUCCAUAGCACAGAUUAAACCCUUGGGUUUGCCGUUGGGUCCACUCGUCUGGGCGCUGGUGAUGGGUGCUGCUUUCGGCGGGAAUGGUUCGUUGAUUGGUGCUUCGGCAAAUAUCGUAACGGCUGGUGUAGCGAAUAAGCAUUUGUAUAAGCUGACAUUCCGUUCGUAUUUUUUGAUUGGUUUUUCGGUUAUGCUCGUUAAUAUUUGUAUUGCUUCGGUAUACUUAAUUUUAAUGUACGUAAUAAUUAAAUGGGAUGGCAUGACUUUUAAAUAAAUUUAAUUGUAAUUUAUGUGACAAAAUCUCGUCUCUGAAAAACUGCAUUCUUCCUCGGCACGUUAAUUACAAAAACGACUGAUUUCUAUACAAGCAAGAGCCUUAGAACCACAAGCAAGAUGAAAGAAAUACUUACAAGAGUCUAAUAUUUCAGACAGCGAACGCCGCUAUUUGGCAAGUGGCGACCAUAAUAGCUUCAAGUUUCUUCUGUUACCAAUAUAGAUUUAAGGUAGUAGUUUUUGCAUAAUAUAGCAAAUGGAAGGAGUGAAAAAGUGUGGAAUAAAAAGAGCGAAAAAAGUGCAAGAAGGAAGCAACAGAAAACAAAU